Dinoponera quadriceps is the source of this 6999-nucleotide messenger RNA. RefSeq names its product E3 ubiquitin-protein ligase UBR3 (gene Ubr3). Gene Ontology annotation, cellular component: cytoplasm; ubiquitin ligase complex. The record is from RefSeq and is a predicted model, not a curated record. The transcript has 31 exons. Gene Ontology annotation, molecular function: ubiquitin protein ligase activity; zinc ion binding. Lineage: Eukaryota; Metazoa; Arthropoda; Insecta; Hymenoptera; Formicidae. Bases 629 to 6610 code for a protein of 1993 amino acids. Gene Ontology annotation, biological process: protein ubiquitination; ubiquitin-dependent protein catabolic process via the N-end rule pathway.
UGAUGUGGGGUCGCUGGCCGAAAGCAUUCACCUGGUUCACACAAGCCGGUCUUCUCGCUCCGAAGCCUCAUCAAAAGUUUAGAAUCCGGAAAAUUGCCUGACAUUUUUAAGUUUCGAAUUUUAGAGCUUGUGGGUGUUUAGAUUUUUGAAACUGUCUAUAGUUUGAGCUCUUAAACAAGGAUAGCUGUACAGGUUGGUGCAUGUUAGUGUAUGUUUUGUAUAAAAAUGUGCAGAUAGUACCAAUUAAGUUACAAAGUAAAAAAUGUUUCUGCACAUAUUUUGAUGAUGUUAUGCAGAAAGUGCAAUGUGAUGGAAUACAAAACUGGUCUAGAACCAAACGCGUUAUCAUCAAAGGCAUGUGAUACAAUUUUAAAGCAAACUUUAUUAACGAUUCCAGAAUAUGUGUGUGGAAAUACAAGUGACAAACGACAAACUACAAUUACAGAAUCUUGUUCUGGAAAUAAUAAUGCAUCAUGAAUUAGAUGGCAGAACUGUCCCACGGCUAAGUCUGUGAGAUUGUUCCCCCUGGUGCAAGUACAGCAACGACGACGACGACGACCACCACGACGACGACGACGGGCGACAACGUCGUCCUCUUCGAAGAGAGAGGCAAGGCACGCUCAUCAGCAUGGCCUCGAGCUCCAGCCCUUCGGCCGAGGUACUCAUGUACAAGGGCAAGCGCGGCGCGGCCUCUUACAUCCACGGCGAAUGCAGCAACCCAGGCCUGGACGGCGGCGGCACGCAGCUCCUCAACGAGCUGCUGGACAUCCUGCUGAACCCCAGUAAACCUAUCGACGAGUGGGAGACCAUAGACUGGUGCAAGUGGUUGAUGGCCGGUGGUAGCACGCCCGACGAAUUCGCCAGCACAGUACGCAUUUACGAUAAUGCCACUACGUGCGGUCUGGUUUGGACGCCGAACUUCGUCGCGUACCGCUGCCGUACAUGCGGCAUAUCGCCAUGCAUGUCACUGUGUACCGAAUGCUUCAAGAAAGGCAAUCACUAUCGCCAUGAUUUCAACAUGUUCCUCAGUCAAGCGGGAGGCGCAUGCGAUUGCGGUGAUACAUCUGUGAUGAAGGAGACUGGAUUUUGUGAUAAGCACGGGCCAAAGGCUGCUGUAAAUAAAUCAGCCGCACCGUCGGAUCUCAUGUGCGUGGCCGAAGCGAUGAUGCCUAGAAUUAUCCUUCGACUUAUACAGCAUUUACGCGAGAAUUGUAAAAUGGGUGUGCCGGACUAUAGAGGUGCUAUACAUGAGGCGGACUCAUACUUGGGCAUGUUGCUGGACUUGAACAACAUGGGCGCACUCAUGAGGCAUGUUAUGACGUCAGCCCUCACGAAUCCGCAGAAAUAUCGCGGUCUCAUGGAUCCGUCUGUUUUAACGGGGCAAUCGGAGUACGAUAGCUAUUGCCAAGAUAGCAAUAGAAUAUACCAGCAUGCCGUGAAGUCGCUACCGAAUCCGGAACCUCCUGACGAAUACAAAGAAUGUGUGUCACUUCAAGAGCACUUGGAACACACCACGUUCUUGGAGGAACUGAUGUUCUGGACUGUUGCCUACGAGUUCCCGCAGAAAUUGGUCUGUCUGUUGCUGAACAUGCUACCGGAUCCCGAUUACAAGGAGGCUUUAACUCGCGCGUUCGUCUUACACUACAGUAGAAUAUCAAUGAUGCUCGAACGUUCUACGGAUCCCGAUACGCUGAGCAAUAGAGUAGUGCACGUUAGCGUACAGCUGUUUAGUAAUGAAAGCCUAGCUUUAAGGAUGGUUGAUCAGUUGAAACUGUUACACGUUAUGGUUAUCAGUUUAAAGUACAUGAUGAGCAAGAUACUCAUUCAAAACACCUUGCACGAUCAAGACAAAAACUUCCAUUACGUCGUGGAUUGUGGACGUCAAGUGAUGAAAGAGCAUUGUUAUUGGCCCUUGGUUUCUGAUUUGAACAAUGUGCUCUCACAUAAACCGGUCGCCGUCAGAUUUAUGAGUGAUAAUACUCUUCUGGAAAUGUGGUUCGAUUUCCUAUCAAUGUUUCAAGGUAUGAACGUGAAUCAACGGGAGUUAAGCCAACAUGUCGAGUUCGAACCUAACACGUACUAUGCAGCAUUCAGCGCCGAACUGGAAGCCAGUGCGUAUCCGAUGUGGGCCUUGGUUUCGCAUCUUCGUGGUCCCGAGAGCUCUACCCUUAGUCGAAGAGUGCUCUCGUUCUGCCUGACAGCUUUGCAAGAUUGGCUAGACGCCGUCAACUACACACAGCCAAACGUGAGCGAUAGUCUGCAAGUAUCGUUUCAUCUGCCACUUCAUCGGUACUUUGCGGUAUUCAUGUGUCAAGCGAUCAGGCAACAAGGAGCAUCUCUUCAUGAUCUGUUACCGCCCAAGGACGUGCUGCAUCUCCUUAUGAUGCAUCCAUUGCGAGUGCAGGUGGCUUUUUACGAGAUUCUGAACGGAUUAUGGGUUCGUAACGGAUUGCAAAUAAAAGGCCAGGCUAUGACUUAUAUCCAGUGCAACUUUUGCAAUUCCAUGGUGGACGCGGAUCUGUAUCUGCUGCAAAUUUGCGCCACGAAAUUACUGGCGGACGUCUUUCUGAAAACCAUCAUCGAAAAAUUCCAUGUGAGAGAAUGGAUGAGUCUCUGCCUGUAUCAUGCGCCACAGAACGAGUAUCUGGAAGGUGAACAUGACACCCCCAUGUUGGAAAGCUGUCUGACGUUUUUAGCUACGCUGAUCAACGUGAGAACGAAUCUUGGUUUAUCGGAUGCCGAAAUGUCUUGCCUGGAGAUGGUAACUUUGUUGUGUAUGGGCGACAAGACUCACAGCCAGUUAAUGGAGUUGAUGCCAGAACGUUGUGGAACUACUCAGAACAGAGACUUCGAAUCUGUCUUAGCUGAUGUGGCACAGUACAGGGCUCCGAAUCUUGAGGCGAGCGGCAAUAUGCAGCAAGGGAUGUACGGGCCGAAACCUCAUGUGUGGGAUGAAUUAUUCGAUCCUUUGCACGUUUUGCUACGAGCGGUACAUAGGAGAGAUUUCCAGAUAUCGAUGGAUCGUUUCACAGAAUACGUGAAACAAUCGGGUAAACUAAAGAGCGGUGCAACUCCGUGGCCGCCAUUCAGACAUCCCGCUCCAGUAUCGCCGGAUUAUGACGAUCCUCGGAUAGUCUUACGUACUCGAGUCUUUCACGCUAUGGCCCUGAUAAUACUCUACAAGGCUGUGAACGGGCACAACAUAUCGGAACACGUUAUGGCAUUAGCAGUUUAUCUGCUGGAGAUGGCGGUGAUCACCGCAGAGGCGCCGGAUAAAUCUGUGAAUCCCUUAUGUCAGUAUACCGGCGGCAGUUCUCGCGUAAUAAAGGACAUGGACCUGGCUGGUUGGUACGAGAGCGAUAGCUUGUCCGAGAAUCUAAGGAUGAUAAUACCCCGUGUGAAUCUAGUCCAAGAGUCAGAGCCGAACAGUUCGGACAGUGAAUUCGAGUGGGAGAUUCAGGGGGAGAUGAGCGAGGUAGCGACAUCUCUGAUGCUGAACGACACUGUGGAGGAUGGCGCGGAGGAAGGUUCAUUGGAGCUGCUGGGACUUCCGUCCGUGGGUUCUAUGAGAGACGACAACGGCUUGUCCAGCGUAAGCGCUACGUCUUUGCCAGCCUUACCCGCAACGUCCGCUACAUCUUUGCCGGCUUUGCCGUCAACCGCGAGCGCCGCCUCCCUGCCAGCUCUACCGUCGACCGCGACGUCCCUGCCGGCGCUACCGUCAACUAAUGAAUAUGGCGUGGCUAUUGUACCUGAAGACGCAAUCGUCGCUAUUCCGCCUGGCGAAGACGAGUUGCUACCUUUGCAAAGAGCUCUGCCACCGUCCGGGGAGAACUCCAUGGUUCUUGCCAUCGAAUCGCCUCCCUCACCAAACAAUCCAGUCGGCGGCCAGCCUGCGCUACCACCCGCUCCUCAACGCCCGGCGGUUAUGGCCGGAAAUGAGAUAGUCGCGCAGUCGGCGUACUCGCCUCGUCCCAGUUACAGAACCAUAGAGAUCGUUCCAUCCACGUCGAGUUCUCACAAACAUUUCAAGAGGAGAGAACCGCAGAUUGGGCCGGUACAACCGCAGACUGUGAAGGUAGGGGAGAGCAUAAUCUCCCUGCUGUUGAAACUACACUCUCAGCUAUCAGGUGUACCGGAUAGCUACAAUCCCGAACUGAGCGCAACGUCGGACGGCAACGAGGCGGGCAGCAGUUCCGCUGCUGCGUCGUCGACGAGCAGCGAGUCGAGAAUCGGCGACGGGCCGUUCUUCAUAUCGCAACUGCUUGGGAAAAUAUCGUGUCUGGAUCCCAUGUGCAAACAAUCGAUCCUUGAGACCAGAGACAGACUGUGGCCACGCAUGCAGGAAUGUGAAGGGGACGAGCAGCGCGAGAGGGAACAUCGAGAGCGGGAGGAACGACGACGGAGAGCGAAGGAAAGGCAACAAAAGCUCAUGGCAGAAUUCGCCAACAAGCAGAAGCAGUUCAUGGAAAAAGCGAUGAAGUCCGAUGAAGCGGGCGCAUCGGCGAUGGAUUGGGAACAGGAGGAGAACACGACGAAAUUAACGAGUAAAAAGGAGUACGACUGUGUGAUAUGUAAUCAAACCACUCCCAGCAGUGAGGACAAGCCGAUGGGACUUGUUGUAUUAGUUCAGGCAACUAGCAUUAUCGGCCACCAGCGACAAGAGUCAGACAGGCUAGUCCUUCCCACGUCCGACGAGGAUCCACCUAUACCAAAAGGAGAGUCCCGCGGCGCUUACUUCGACCGUCGAAUGGGCGAAAUGAGUCGUCACUUCGACACAGUAAGUGAAUAUUAUUCGUGGCUGGUGUCGGUGAAUCUCGGUUACGAGGGCGGUGUCCACGUGCAAACGUGCGGCCACCACUUGCACCUGGACUGUCUCAAGUCCUAUCUGCAAUCCCUACGUAGCCAACAGAGACAGCAGAGUUUGGCGGUAGAUCGGGGCGAGUACUUUUGCCCAUUGUGCCGGCAACUGGCCAACUCGGUACUGCCACUUUCACCGCAGCUGGGCGAAUGUGCAGCGGUAGUGCGGUCUCGUCAUGCCUCCACGAUCACUAUACUUGCGGAGCUGAACAAUUUCCUGAAGGAGAUACCACGGAACCCGGUAUGCAGUAUCUCUUCGAAUUUGGCUGUCGCAAUGGGGAAAGCCAUGGAGGAUAUGACGAGUUGCACAUAUUUAAAGUAUAAGCAAAAGAACUGUACUCCUAGUCACCAAAGCUUGUUCCUCUUCGUAACUUCCAUAGCACGAACCAACUUCGAAAUCGAACUCGUACAACGUGGCGGUUCGUUGUGCGCUCCACCGCCCUCCACGAUACCUCUGACGCCUAAACGUGACUGCAUAGUCGCGCUUCUUCACGUCCUAGCGAUGCACGCCCGAGUGCUGACGACAUGGCCGGUGCAUCAUACGUGGCAGCAGUUGUCGGGCAUGCCGCCGGAACCGGUGCCUUCGCUUGCUUUGACACCGCACGAGAAGGAGGUUCCAAUCCUUAUGAGGGAUCCUACCGCUCUUCUCAUACAAUUCAUACUGCUGCUGCCGCUGCAUCUAGAUCAAACGUAUUUCUCCGCCGUGGUAAAAGUCAUUUACAACUUGCUGUACUAUCAAGUAAUACUGCAGAUAAGCUGUAAGUUCACGCAAGCCGAACGAAACACGAUCGUGAAGAGGAGCCGUUGCGGCUCAGCUACGUCUUCUGAGGCGAUAUUGGCCAAGAUUAUCGAGUGUUUUGAAGAUAGCGAUCUUUAUACCGACGAAGAUAGUGAGCUUUAUUCCGAUGACAGCGAAAUCUCCUCCGACGACGCUUGCAAACCAUCCACGUCGUCCACCGUCUCCUACGCGAGAGUGAAGACGCAUUGCGUGGAGCAACAGAUCCAAUCAUUGUGCCUGCCAUUCCUGCGAGUGGCCUCGCUGUUGCGUUAUCACUUGUACGAACAGCCGCUGCCGCUCAUCAGGACACCGCAGAGCGAGUUCGUACGGUUGGUGUACUACCUGGAGUUGGUAACGGAGGGCAUGGACUGGGACAGCUUCAACUCCACGGUAGCACUCAAUUGGCAGGACAAUGAGGCGAGCGUCUCGGUGCCGCAAUUAUGGUGCGAUCAGCUGCUGGCGUACCUCAGAAAAUUUGGGAAGCUAGACCCGGCAGUGAGGAACCUGGUCGCGGAACAGCAUGUGUCGUGGAAGAUGCCUAAACUGCUCAAUCUACCGAGGGAAUAUGAGAAAAUCUUCACUUAUUAUCACGAGCGACAUUGUGGUAAGUGCCAUUCGAUCCCCCAGGAGAUCAGUAUCUGUUUAUUGUGCGGCACUAUAGUCUGCCUCAAGCAGAACUGCUGCAAACAGAUGAACGUGUACGAGGCCAUCCAGCACUCGAUCGAUUGUGGGGGUGGAACUGGCAUAUACCUUGUAGUGACCUCAACCUAUAUCAUCGUGAUACGAGGUAGACGGGCAUGUUUGUGGGGAUCUUUAUACCUCGAUGAUUUCGAAGAGGAAGACAGAGAUCUGAAACGUGGUAAGCCGCUGUAUCUCAGUCAAGACAGAUACCAGCUGUUGGAGCAACAAUGGUUGGCGCAUCGAUUCGACCACACGAAGAAGACAUGGGUAUGGCAUCGUGACGCUCUGUGACCCCUCACGACGUCAUCGCUUGCAGGUCGCUCAUAACAAUUUUCUACGCGAAGACUCGAUUCUCGCUCGCUCGCCCGCCCGCCCGUUCGAAAAUUCCCGACUCUUAUCCUUCACAUAAGCAAAAGGAAUGCCUCGCCCGCAGUAACACAGCGCUUUUAGAUCUAUCGAAGAGAGACGACCGCGCCACUCUAUCUCCCGCCUCCUUAUAAUGCCCUUCAGAUAUUAUAUAUUUAUUAUACGAUGCGCAAUCUCACAAGUAGGCAUUGUUAACGACGAAUGAAAGUAUUAAGAACACUUGUCCGGCGCUCUCCUAAGCGGAGGAGGAGGAGUAGGAUGAAGAAGAAGAUGAUGAUCUGAUGAUGAUGAUGAUAAUGAUAAUGAUGGUAAUG